CCGCACCUGCCAUCGCGCGCUUGCCGGCGGUGCGCGCGGCUCCGGACGCUCGAACCUGUGGUUCAAGGAAACGCGCUGCCACUGCUCACCGUCAAAGCGAAACGGCAGCCGCCUCGUCGCGCGAUCGUUGCGACAAGUUGGGAGGUUGGAACCAGGCAGCCCAAAACGCCAGCCGCCGCGCCUCGGGCAUCGCAAAAUGCUGGCCCCCACCAUCUUGCUCGCCCUCGCGGCAUUAACCGGAGCGAACGAGGCCCACGACUGGGUCAUCCGCGACCCCGCGACGAUCCGCUGCGCCGCGAAUGAGUUCCUCGACACGAUCGAGCUCGCUUGCAUGCCUUGUAGUGUCAUGGGCGACGACGUCACCGGCGUGCACCUCAUCGGAGACGCGCGCCACGUCGAUGCACACGGCAACGCGCUCAACUGCCGCUGCCCCGUGGGCUUCACGCAAACCACCGAAGAGUGCGCGGACGAGGCGGGCACGGACGGCACGUGCCGGUCGUUGCGGUGCGAGGCGUGCGCCGUCACGUCCCUGUCCGACUCGUCGAACUGCACGAAAGGUGUGACGUCUUGUGCUGCCAAUCAGAGACUCGUGGAGAGAGACGCGUCCGGAAAUGUAAUAAAAAACACGUGCGAGGCCUGCCCGGCCGGCCAAUUUAUCACCUUAUCAGAUACACACGUCUCGGGCCAGUUCUAUAGAGCGUCGCCCUACGAAUGCCAGACGUGCCCCGAUGGUGACAUGGCUUAUAGUCAAGCGGAGAAGGCCUGUACGUGCACUACUGGUGCUAGGGUUGGAGUCGCGGCCGUGGGUCCCCAAAGCUGUAUAGACGCUCUACAGCACGACGACACGAUUGCCGUCUACCCGGAAAGUGCCGCGUCGAAUAUAAGAUAUAGCAACGUCCAGGCGAAGCAUAAUGGAGAUGCUUCUGAUGUCGAUCAUGUGGAGAGCAUGCUCGUCCAGCACCACUUUGCUCGAGCCGCGACGAAGUGUCGAUACCACGACAACACCCCUGUCUCAGACGAGGCCUGCCAGGCGCUCGCGAACCUGUGUGUGCUCACGCAGUACGACCUUUCGUCAGUCGCUUGCGAAGCGUUCCACGACACCAUGCGGGACCGCGCGUCGAUCAACAACCUGGGCAUGCACAAGCAGAUGCCCUGGCUGGCGUACACGCGGGAUGGGGGCGUGCAAGUGAGAGAUGGUUUGACAUUAAGGAAGGACCCAUCUGUACAGAUGGCCCUGUCGUUUCGAGGACAAGAGACCGGGGAGCACAAGUUGAGGUGGAGGUUGGCUUCCUACGCCAUGAAUGGUACACUCGUCAGUUUUGAGGCUCUAUCGACGCAAUUUUUUUAUUGUGGCAUGGACGCGCCGCGGACGGGUUCCGGAGGUGGUUCCGCCUCAGAUACGUCCUGGCUGAGAUACGGCUACAGCGUGCGGCACAACUUCAAGUGCGACCUCAAGUUGUUGCAAUCAAAAGAUCCGGUCUUCUACGAAUUGUAUCUGGUCGAUAUGGCUAGAGACGGCUGUUCGACGUUUGACGGAGAAGAAAAGCAGGAGUGCCUCAUACCCGUCCCGGUCCUCAACAAAGCCUUGAGAAGCAGGGACGCGCAAUCCGUGAACAAAAAUGGCAGAACAGAAGACGGCGACGACGAUAUAUUCGUUCGUAGAUUUACCUUAUUCGAUUCGUUAUCUGGCAGAGACGCGAAGUACUAUGAAGAUGCUCAUAAGCCGAAGUUGCUGCGGUUUGCGGUGGAGAUCACUUUGAGGAUUGUCGCGAGUGGCCGAUACGCCUCCUCGAUCUACACACCUAUCUUAGAGUUAAAGUACAGAGAACGCACAAGAGAAGCAAUAGAGGAGGGCUACAAGAUGGCCCAGACGAAGGUUGAGUUCGAGGUCGAGUACUCUAUGAGCUCGUCCAGGUUCUGGCGCGUCGGCAAAGGCUUCAUUUACUUUUUUGUAGCGGUGGUUGGUUGUUGGUGGCUCUGGUCCGUGGGCCAGUACCAGCGACGGAACCACGCCGUCGAUUCGGCGAAUAUGCCGUCCGGUGGACUCACCUUAGGAUAUUUAUUCAACAUUUUAUUGCUACUAGGAAGGCUCUUCGUGCACGUCUUCUUCCCGCUGUGCUUCUGCCUCUGCUCUUAUUGGUUCGUCUUCUUCAAGAUGCAGUCGACGGCCUACGCAUUACUCCCGACGGAAAAUAGACACGAUGGUAAAGAUUUCGAGUACUGGGGUGCGGACGCGGCGUCCUUUAUCAAAACGUUUCCGAACUUCACAUCGUUCCCACACAGGCGUGCGUACACUCAUAAUAAGUCUGUGGGUCACGCAAACUUUAGUGGUCUUCCAGUUAGUCUACAAGCAGUGCACCAUGGAGGUGCUCUUCGUGGACUGGGAGCCCGCGCGCGCGCCGGACCCGCAGAGCCCGUUUCCUAUCAGUGCCUGGCGGUCGAUCUUCGUCGCCAACGAGUGGGCCGAGCUCCAGACGACUCGUAGAACGUCGGUCCACUUCAUCCUCUUCUGGCUCGGGUUCUUCCUGGUUGGUUUAGGAUUAGAACACAAUGCCACUGCGAGACCUAGAAUAGAUCGCAACGAUUUCACGCCGGGCCACCACAACAUCGCUCUUAGAUUUGUCAAUACGACGUUUUUUUGGCUCGCGUUAGCUUUUAUACAGUGGCUCUGGAACUACCUCAUCUACCAGCGCUUUGUGUCGGAGCCGGAGGCUCAAUCCUUCAUAGAUGUAUGUACCGUAGCCAAGGUAUCAGUCUUGGUACUAGACGCGGAGUACCACGGCUGGUACGUCCAUGGGGAUGCGGCCUACGAGCACGCCGACGACACGAUGGCGCAACUCAGUAAUCACUUAUUGGAGGAUCCCGGUGGACAAGCGCGACUCGUGCCGGACAUGCCCGAGGCCCACGUCUUCCAGCUCUGGCUGUCGCCGGCUUUUAGGAGGGCCUGGCGGAACGUCCAGGAUAGGGUGAUGGACAAAACUUUAGAAUUACCUGACCCGGAGGCCGACGUAGCCGCGAGGGAAGCUACUCGUAGGAUCGCUUCCCGCGACUCUCGUAGAAGAGGGCCUGCUACGGAGGCUGAUGAGCGUCGAAGACAAAGAGCUGAGGCGUUACAUGCGGCGAAGGUAUCCCGGGAGAACGCGGCGCCUCCGCCGCUCGGGCAAGCGAGAUUGGGAAGGCGGAACGUGUUGUUCGGUGGAACUGAUUUACAGGAGAAGGCUCGGCGGAUCCAGGGCGCCUCUCGCGUGGGAGCCUUCGUGAGAACGUUCUUCCAGCACGGCUUCGCGGAGUCCCAUGGUCUCGAUUGGCAGGCAGCUAGACCGGACACCUUCGACCGCAUCAUGGGCAAGGGGCCGCCCCCGACGGCGGACGGAAGCGUCAUCUUGCAACCGGACAAGGGCUGGUUUUUUGGGGAAGGAGAUUUGCAAUUCACGCAAUGUUUAUUUCUGGGCCACGACUGGGAGCUGCUGGUCCAAGAAAUAUUGACGUUUGCGGUCGCGGACAUCUGGUUCCGGAACACGACGCUGUCGAUAUUCUUGGUGUUCCUGCUGCACCACUUCAUUAGAUUGGUCUGCGAGGCGUACUCGGCGCGGAACAUCGCGGAGUCGUCCAUGGUCGACGAGCGGUUCCUCAUCUAGUCCUAGGGGUCUCCUUGGGUAAGACUUGGAAAACAAUUAA
Molecule: messenger RNA, 3678 nt
Organism: Pelagomonas calceolata
Lineage: Eukaryota; Pelagophyceae; Pelagomonadales; Pelagomonadaceae
Source: the annotation of a GenBank genome assembly